CUCACCCUGGGCGGCGACGGGCUGUCUCUCUGGCCGGUGCUGAUGCCACUGUCGCCGCCGGCGCCGGCGCCUGGGAACGGCGGCCGGCCGGAAACCAUGGCGUGGAUGGGGUCCAUGGAGUUGCACUCGUCGUCGAAAAUCGGGGCGGUGACCCAUGGGUCGAGGUCCUGCCAUCCCUUGCCUUGAGCGUUGCCAUCACCGACGCGUCGGCUGGUCUUGCUCUGACGCCGAACCCGAACCCG
Molecule: messenger RNA, 242 nt
Organism: Ectocarpus sp. CCAP 1310/34
Lineage: Eukaryota; Phaeophyceae; Ectocarpales; Ectocarpaceae
Source: the annotation of a GenBank genome assembly